CAAGCUCAUUUCAUACGAUCAAGUGACAUGAUACUUUGUGUAAAAAUUGAUCAUUACUUGAUCACAUAACAUUCAGCUUGUAAUUGUUAGCAUACUUCCGUUGGCAGUUAAGAAGUAUACACGCCUACCUGUUAUUUUUAAAACAAUGUACGUAUACAUACACGAGUAGUUUGUAAAUACUUUAUGACCUGGGGAAUCGUAGUGCUGUUAAUCGGCCUGGUUAUACAUUGAAGCGCGUGCAGCAGCGUGCAGUGUGCAGAAUAUAUGACAAGUGUCGUGGCGGGCGUCUGCUGGAUCAACUGUUAAAUAGAUUUAUGUGGUCCUGAGAUUGAAACAAUAGAAAAUGUCUAGAAAACGUGCCAGAGAAGAAACUAUGUUGAAUUCUACAUCAUAUUCAAAUAAUCAGAAUGGGGAAGAUGCAUCUUGUUCCACAGAAGACUCACCAAUUUAUCCUUUGGUGACAAUGACUUGGGGGACCAACAGGACAUCAAAUAAUGAGUCAGGUCAAAUUUCACAGAAAAAAUAUAAUAGUGAAAUAUCUGUUUGCCACAAAGAACUUCCAUCUAUCUGCAAGGAAGCUCCUUUUAAUGAUGACCCAGAAGCACUUGCUGAAAGAAAUGCAUGUGAUUAUAAUAUUCGUAUCACAUUAAAAAUGGCAAAAAGUGGUAAAGCUCCUAGGAAGGUCAGGGUGUAUGCAGAUGGUAUUUAUGAUCUGUUUCAUCAAGGACAUGCACGACAACUCUUACAAGCAAAAAAUAUUUUCCCUAAUGUAUAUCUUAUUGUUGGAGUUUGUAAUGAUGAACUUACUCAUAGCAAGAAAGGUAGGACAGUUAUGACUGAUGUUGAAAGGUAUGAUGCAGUAAGGCAUUGUCGAUAUGUAGAUGAAGUAGUGAGAGAUGCUCCAUGGGAAUUGGACGACGAAUUUCUCACAAAACACAAGAUCGAUUUCGUAGCACAUGAUGAUAUACCCUAUAUGACGGAUGAUAGUACAGAUGUAUAUGCUGCAUUAAAAGCUAAAGGUAUGUUUGUAGCCACACAAAGGACAGAAGGAGUAUCUACAUCGGAUAUUGUAGCCAGAAUAGUUAAGGAUUAUGAUAUGUAUGUAAGAAGAAAUCUUGCACGAGGCUACAGUGCCAAAGAACUUAAUGUUUCUUUUCUCAGUGAGAAGAAAUUUCGGUUGCAGAAUAAAUUUGAUGAUUUAAAAGAUAAAGGUAAACGUGUCAUGGAAAAUAUUGGUGAAAAACGUAUGGAUAUGAUUAGCAAAUGGGAAGAAAAAUCUCGAGAUUUUAUUGAUGCUUUUCUACUACUAUUUGGCAGAGAAGGCAGAUUGUCAACAAUUUGGAAUGAAAGUAAAGGUCGUUUGAUGCAAGCACUAUCUCCUCCUGCAAGUCCAAAAAGGGAUGGCAGUCCAAAUGGCAGUAAUAUCAGCAAUAAUGAUGAAGAUCAGACAAGUCCACCACCAAAAAAGACUGGCCGUUUCGAAUUUUCACAAAGUAAUUAUUAUUUGAGCGAUGACUACAGCGACGAUGAAGAAGAAAAUUUGCAGUCUAAAUGA
Molecule: messenger RNA, 1555 nt
Organism: Dufourea novaeangliae
Lineage: Eukaryota; Metazoa; Arthropoda; Insecta; Hymenoptera; Halictidae
Product: choline-phosphate cytidylyltransferase A-like
Exons: 11
Coding region: 344-1555 (403 amino acids)
Biological process (GO): CDP-choline pathway
Molecular function (GO): choline-phosphate cytidylyltransferase activity; phosphatidylcholine binding
Source: RefSeq, a predicted model, not a curated record